CCCAAAAAUGCGUUUGGCGCUCUAAACGUCUCCAAAUCUCUGAAAAACCUCCUCCUUCACUUCCUACUUCCCGUUAACCAAAGUCUUUCACUUCCAUCUCUAAAUCUUCACUUUCUCUUCCCAAAUUCCACCCCAAAAUCCUCCAAUGUCACAACCAUCUCUUCCUCCUCCCAUUCCCCCUCCUCUCCCAUCUCCGCCUAAUGGCGGAUUACUCGGUGGAGGAGCCCCGUGUCAAGUCCGAUGUGCCGGUUGCCGUUUGAUCUUAACCGUUGCGGCCGGUGUUGCGGAAUUUGUUUGUCCUACUUGCCGGUUACCUCAGAUGCUUCCUCCUGAGCUUUUGAAGGAUUUCCGGCCUCCUCCUCCGAUGCUCCCUCCUCUACCACCGCCAAACCCUAACCCUAAUUCGGUGGGACCAUCAAUUCCCACUCCUAUUCAGGCUCAAGGUAUCGAUCCGAAUAAGAUGCAGCUCCCUUGUGCUAACUGUAAGGCUAUACUCAAUGUCCCUCAUGGCCUCGCUCGGUUCAAAUGUCCGCAAUGCGAUAUCGAUCUCGCCGUCGAUGUCUCCAAAAUUAAGCAGUUUCUUCUUCCUCCUCCUCCCGAAGAAGUCAAUGAGGUAGCUAUUGAAGUUGAACAGGAGGAAGGUGAUGGUGGAACAGUGGGAGAGACGUUUACAGACUAUCGACCCCCUAAAUUGUCUAUCGGCCCCCCUCAUCCUGAUCCAAUCGUGGAGACAUCAUCCUUAUCUGCUGUGCAACCACCUGAACCAACUUAUGAUUUGGAGAUUAAGGAAGAAAUUGUGCAUUCGAAGGCGCUGUCUUGCUUACAGCUUGAGACAUUGGUUUACGCUUCUCAGAGACACUUGCAGCAUCUUCCAAAUGGUGAGAGGGCAGGAUUCUUCAUUGGAGAUGGUGCUGGUGUGGGCAAAGGUCGUACCAUUGCAGGGUUAAUAUGGGAAAAUUGGCAACAUAGAAGGAGGAAAGCAUUGUGGAUAUCUGUUGGUUCUGAUUUGAAGUUUGAUUCGCGAAGAGACCUGGAUGAUGUAGGUGCAACAUCUGUUGAAGUACAUGCUCUGAAUAAGUUGCCUUAUGGAAAGCUUGAUUCAAAGUCCGUGGGAAUCAAAGAGGGUGUUUUGUUUUCGACAUAUAGUAGUCUUAUUGCAUCUUCUGAAAAGGGGAAGUCUCGCUUGAGCCAACUUGUUCAGUGGUGUGGUGGAAGAGAUUUUGAUGGUCUUGUCAUAUUUGACGAGUGCCACAAGGCUAAAAAUUUGGUUCCUGAAGCUGGAGGGCAGCCUACGCGUACAGGUGAAGCAGUUCUAGAGCUUCAGGAUAAGCUUCCUGAAGCUCGUGUAGUUUAUUGUUCUGCCACUGGUGCGUCUGAACCACGCAAUAUGGGUUACAUGGUUCGUCUUGGUCUGUGGGGUGCUGGUACAUCUUUUUUAAAUUUCAAGGAUUUUUUAGGUGCUCUAGAGAAAGGUGGAGUUGGGGCUUUAGAACUGGUUGCCAUGGACAUGAAAGCAAGGGGCAUGUUUGUUUGUCGAACACUUAGCUAUAAAGGGGCUGAGUUUGAAGUUAUUGAGGCACCAUUGGAACCUAAGAUGAUGGAAAUGUAUAUGAAGGCAGCUGAAUUUUGGGCUGAAUUGCGUGUUGAGCUACUUACAGCUAGUGCAUUUCAUGCUGAAGAGAAGCCUAAUUCUAGUCAACUGUGGCGAUUAUAUUGGGCCAGCCAUCAGCGAUUCUUCAGACACCUGUGCAUGUCAGCUAAAGUUCCUACAGUUGUAAAACUUGCUAAGAAAGCAUUGAAGGAGAAUAAAUGCGUGGUCGUUGGCCUUCAAAGCACAGGAGAGGCACGCACUGAGGAAGCUAUUUCGAAAUAUGGCCUUGAACUUGAUGACUUUGUUUCUGGGCCACGUGAGCUGCUACUCAAAUUUGUUGAAGAAAAUUAUCCUUUGCCUGAAAAGCCUGAACCAUUUCCAGUAGAUGAUGAAGGUGUGAAGGAACUUCCACGAAAGAGACACUCAGCAGAUCCUGAUGUUUCAUUCAAAGGGCGAGUGAGAAAAGCUGCCAAAUGGAAGGCUGAAAGUGACGAAGAUAGUUUUGGUGAAUCUGAAUCUGAUAAUGAUAAUGAAUCUACUGAAUCUGAUGAUGAGUUUCAGAUCUGUGACAUUUGUAAUGGUGAAGAGGAUAGAAAGAAAUUACUUAAAUGUGCCUGCUGUGGCAAGUUAGUACAUCCUUCUUGUUUAGACCCACCUGUACCAGAUGUAUCUGAGGAGUGGACAUGCAAUUCAUGCCAUCAAAAAACAGAAGAAUUUUUGCAAGCAAAACGUGCUUACAUAGAAGAGCUCACAAAGAGGUACGACGAAGCUGUUGAACGGAAGAUAAAAAUUAUGGAAAUUAUUCGCUCUUUGGAUCUUCCAAACAAUCCACUAGAUGACAUUAUUGAUCAGCUUGGUGGACCUGAUAAUGUUGCAGAAAUAACUGGUAGGCGGGGAAUGCUUGUUCGGGCCUCAUGUGGUAAAGGUGUAACCUACCAGGCACGGAAUACGAAAGAGGUGACUAUGGAAAUGGUUAAUAUGCAUGAAAAACAGCUUUUCAUGGAUGGUAAAAAGUUUAUUGCUAUUAUAUCUGAAGCUGGGUCAGCAGGAGUUUCUCUGCAAGCUGAUAGAAGGGCUUUAAAUCAGAGGAGGAGGGUUCACUUAACUUUAGAACUCCCAUGGAGUGCUGACCGAGCAAUUCAGCAGUUCGGCAGAACUCAUCGAUCAAAUCAAGCCUCUGCUCCUGAAUACAGACUCCUCUUUACUAAUCUUGGUGGUGAACGGCGAUUUGCGUCUAUUGUUGCAAAGAGGCUAGAAUCUCUUGGAGCAUUGACACAGGGGGACCGGAGGGCAGGGCCAUCAUUAAGUGAAUACAACUAUGACAGUGCUUAUGGGAAAAGGGCUCUUAUGGUGAUGUAUAAAGGAAUUUUGGAGCAGGAUUCAUUGCCAGUUGUACCCCCUGGAUGUUCAAGUGAAAGGUCCGAAUCAAUUCAAGAUUUUAUAACCAAGGCAAAAGCUGCUCUGGUCUCUGUUGGCAUUGUUAGAGACACAGUUAAUGGAAAAGAAUCUGGAAAGAUAUCCGCACGUAUAGUUGACUCGGACAUGCAUGAUGUUGGUCGUUUUCUUAAUCGACUUCUUGGACUGCCUCCUGAGAUCCAGAACAGGAUAUUUGAGUUAUUUAUCAGUGUUCUUGAUGUAAUAAUUCAAAAUGCCCGAACAGAAGGGAAUCUUGACUCUGGGAUUGUUGACAUUAAAGCUAACAUUAUUGAAUUACUAGGAAAACCAAAGACUGUGCAUGUGGAUCAAAUGUCUGGCGCAUCAACAGUGCUAUUUACCUUCACUCUUGAUCGUGGAUCCACUUGGGAGUUUGCUUCUAAUUUGCUCAAUGAGAAGCAAAAGGGAAGUCUUGGCUCAACGCAUGAUGGAUUCUAUGAGUCCAAGAGGGAAUGGCUUGGAAGACGUCACUUCCUUUUAGCUUUUGAAGGCUCUACCUCUGGCUUCUUUAAGAUAGUCCGUCCUGCUGUUGGGGAGGUGAUAAGAGAAAUGCCUUUAAGUGAGCUUAAAAAUAAGUAUAGAAAGAUUUCAUCUCUGGAGAAGGCUCGUAGUGGUUGGGAAGACGAAUAUGAAGUUUCAUCAAGACAGUGUAUGCAUGGCCCCAAUUGCAAGGUUGGUAGCUAUUGUACUGUGGGAAGAAGACUGCAAGAAGUUAAUGUUUUGGGUGGCCUGAUCCUUCCAAUUUGGAAUGCAAUUGAGAAAGCCUUAUCAAAACAGGCCCGCCAGAGUCAUAGACGGGUUCGUGUUGUGCGUAUAGAGACAACAACAGAUAGCCAACGAAUUGUGGGGCUCCUUAUUCCUAAUGCGGCUGUUGACGAUGUACUUGAUGAUUUGGCUUGGAAUCGAGGUAUUGAUGACUAAUUCAUAUUCAUCGAGCCAUUUUCUACCAAAUUUCAUGAUUGAUUUAAGUGUCGCGUCGUCAACUCAAGCCGUUGGUAGCAAGAAAUGGAUCCCGUGCUAAAUACCCAGGAGUUGUACAUACAAGAGCAAAUUUUUUGAAUCAAAGCUAUAUCAUUGUUUAUCAACCCAUGAUGGGCGAUCUCAUCCUUGUAAAGCUUCAGUGUAAUAAUAGAGCACAGAAUUAUAGCGUCACUGAUGAACUAGACUCGGUGAUUUUAGCUGCUAACUAUAAAUAUGUAAACCUUCUUCAAAUAGUUAAUAUCCCUCGGUUCAUUUUAUUGGUUACAUUUUGAUUCUUGACCCUAUUUAUUAAAUGAGAUAAUCUUUUAAUUUAUUCCUAAUAUAUGAGAUAUGUUGUAAAAUAGUGUAUGUUCAUCAUCACUUGGUAGUUACUUUUGUAUAUAUAAAUUACUUCUUUGGAUGAUUAAGGAGUAGACAGUUUUUAUGA
Chenopodium quinoa (quinoa) is the source of this 4433-nucleotide messenger RNA. RefSeq names its product protein FORGETTER 1-like. The record is from RefSeq and is a predicted model, not a curated record. Gene Ontology annotation, biological process: regulation of DNA-templated transcription. Lineage: Eukaryota; Viridiplantae; Streptophyta; Magnoliopsida; Caryophyllales; Amaranthaceae. Gene Ontology annotation, molecular function: chromatin DNA binding; histone binding. The transcript is spliced from 32 exons. Bases 146 to 3946 code for a protein of 1266 amino acids. Gene Ontology annotation, cellular component: nucleus.